Molecule: messenger RNA, 9180 nt
Organism: Dalotia coriaria
Lineage: Eukaryota; Metazoa; Arthropoda; Insecta; Coleoptera; Staphylinidae
Gene: NSD
Product: Nuclear receptor binding SET domain protein
Exons: 9
Coding region: 708-8864 (2718 amino acids)
Biological process (GO): transcription initiation at RNA polymerase II promoter
Cellular component (GO): transcription factor TFIIA complex; nucleus
Molecular function (GO): protein binding; histone methyltransferase activity
Source: RefSeq, a predicted model, not a curated record
UUCAACAUCUGGUGUGCAAAUAUUUAUAGAAGUAAUGAAAAUGGAACAUAAGGGAUUGAUGCACAUAAGUCAAAGAAAACACUUAAAGUCUCACAACUUAAACGAUUUCAUAGUAAUAAAAACGUUUCCUUUGCCUUUGUGCGUUAAUGCUCAUUCAAACAUAAUUUAAUUAUACUGUAGGCAACCCCAUAUACAUCAUAUUUAAACCUAAAGAGUUCUGACUGUGACUGUUGCACAACUCGGGCAAUCGCAAAAUAUGUUGGUAAGCGCAUAACUCAACAACGUCUAGACCAAUUUGCCCAAUUCUGUUUUGAAAAUGUUCGUUAAAGUCCAAGGAUGUUUUUUACGGCGAGAGAAAUUCAAAUAAUUGCAGAGAAAAUCCUAAAGAGAGCCUUUUUCUAUAGGAUAAAAGUUGGCAUUAAGAUUCAAUAAUAGUUAUAGUUAAAUAGUUGAAUCCGAGAUAGCGCACUGAAGUGCAUUAUUAGCAAUUCUUUAUAUAAUUAAUUUGUUUAAAAUAAAAUUGCAAAUCUUAUUAAUAGAAUUGACACAUUCUAUGUCUAGAACAAGAGAGUAAAAACGAAUUAUAUUUUUAUUAAACACUACCGGGACGAAGUCGUGGACAAAAACUAGUUAGAAAAUAAAUUGAAAUCCAAUUUUGUUUGUCUUCAAUCCGACUGACUUGAUUUUUUUCAUUGCGACCGAAACAAAUGCUAUUAGUUAACAUAACUACCAUAAAUAUAACAACCGUGUUUAACGUGUUUGCACGCAACCGAAUAAAGCUGCUCUCGAAAAAAAUGGAAUUUACUGGAAUAAGACAACCCUCAGACGAUCCACCACAAUGUUCAGCCACGAUGGACAACUUCUACAGCCAUGUUUUAAACGACGUCAUCGACAAAUCAUCCGAACAUUUUCUUGAAGAAGGCGUCGAUUUAGAAACCAUCAAUGAACUAAAAACCAUCUGGACCCUCAAACUACAACAGAAUAUCAAAGUAGCGAAGGCAAAUGCAUCUAAACUUCAUGUGACGAAAAUGUUACUUGCCACUCCACAAUCUUGCGAUUCCUGUAUUCAGAAACAAGAGUUUAAACGUGAGAAUGCAUUCGUUAAAUGCGAACCAGAAUUCGUCGAUGUAAAGCACAUCAAAGAAGAAAUGUGUCCAGAAUUUCAAGGUGUGUUUAUUCCUGUGGAGGCACAACCCCAGCCAGUAGAUUCGUGGUUGAAACAAGAAGUUGCCUACACAUUCCCUCUACAAGUUAAAAUCAACAAUUCAAAUCCGCCAUUCGCAGUCACCGUGCAUGUGACACAAGAUCAAAUCAAUGGCAAUCGUAUCAAAGCACUGUUUACAAGAGAUGUCCUCAAUGAUUUAAGACAUUUAAGUACUGUGGAAGCAACUGAAAGAAUGCAAGCUUUGGUUGAUCAAGAAUACAAAGACCACAUGAGUUUCAAUAUGUCAUUUGGACAAUACAACAUGGAGUUUACUUCAAUUGGUAGCUUGAAUGAUGUUGGUAACUUUUCUGGUCAAGUAGAUGGCACCGAUGAUGAGAUGAAGAUAAAAGUAGAAAAAUCUGAUAGUGAUACAGAUAUUGAUGAGGACGAUAUGGAUACUGAUGAUGACGACGAUGAUUUAGCAGCUAUUUUAAAUGAAGGUGACGAUGACAGUGAACCAGAUCCGGAUUCAGGUGAUGAUAUCACUGAAGAAGAAGUUGAAGAUACAGAUAAUUUAAUUCUCUGUCAGUAUACACAUGUGAAAAGACAAAAGAAUCACUGGAAGUUUCGAUUUGAGAAUGGAAUCAUGAUUAUUGACGGUGUUGAGUUUGUUUUUCAGCGGGCAACUGGUGAAGGUAUUUGUGUAGUGGCAACAAAGAAAAUGGAUGUGAAAACGUUACCCACUGGAAGAACGGCGACGCCAAGCACAUCGAAACAGCAAAAGUUUAUCAUACAAGAAAGCAUCACAUUCAAUCAAGGACAGAUUACUGCUAGUUUUACAUCAAGUUCAAAAAAUGAUGCUAAAUCUGUCACUUCUUCCAAGAAACUGCAGACCAUCAUGGGUGACAGAAAUUUACUGCAAGAUCUGAAGACCAGCUUGAAUCAUAAAAUGUCUCAGGCAAAAGUGCCUCUUCCAGUUGUGGAACCUGCUAGUAGUCAAAAACGAAUUGUGAAGACAAUUCAAGUGCCAUCAACAUCUAGAACAUUAACAACUGUGAAAAGAGAUAUUGUGAAACCUUCAUCCCAGGUGGAGUACAAAUCUCAUGUUAAACCAAAUGUGUCACAAAUGAAUUACAAGUCUUUUGAGGAUUUUGAAGAUAUGAUUCCAACGUCACUGUUGACGCUCUCGAAAAAAUCCAAAAAUGAAAUUGCGAUUUCAUCUGAAGUCUCCCUAUUCCCCGCGGGUCACAGCAAGCGAAAAGUUGAUGUGAAACCAAAUCAAGAGGCUGUCACAAUUUCACAAACACAAACAAAACCGCCUCAAAAUAUCCAAACGAAGAAAAAAGUCAAGAAGAAGAAACGCCGCUUUCGAAAUAUGGAUGGUUCAGAAGACGAAGACGAUUGGCCCAGUGUUACUAUAUCAACACUGCGGCCGAAAGUCACCGAUACACCAAAAGUCAAAGAAAAAGUACAAGUACUACAAGAAUAUAUCUUUCCAUCACCUCAUAAACAACCAAAAACGCCUUUAACACCGAAGAAAAUCGAACUUGUUGAUAAGGUUGAUAAAGUUGUGUCGGAUGGUCACAUGAGCGAUGAUUCUGUAAGUAGUAUUCACUCAAAAAUGAGCACCAUAAGUGAUUUCAACCUGAAUGGAUCACUCAGUAACAAUGAAAGUACACUUGAGGGAAAUGUCUCUUCAAUAUCUAAAAAUGACGCAGCCGAAGAAGAAACAGUUGUUUUAAAGGUGCUUGAAGGGGAUGUUACUGCAGAAACAAAACCAGGUGAGAUUUUUUGCACGUAUGAUGAUGAAGGUAAUCUUAUUUGCUUGCAAAAGACCGAAAGCGGCGAAUUGCUCAUGUUACCCACUGAACAAGUUGAUCAACAAGAUGAAGUUGUUACAGAGGGUGCAAUCGCGAUAAAUAACAAUUCGUUCGAAAUGGAGAGUAAAGAAGAGCAACAAAAAGUGUCUUCUAGGUUAACUGAAGAUAAAACAGAAGAAGAUUUGUUGCUCUCUUCACCUGAACAAUCUCCAAGUCGUGUGACACCAGCAGUUGAAGGUGAUGAAGAUUUGUUGCUUGCUGAUGAUGCACCAUCCACUAAUACACCAACUGUGGAUGAAGGUAAAGACGUGGGGAUUCUUGCUGAGACAGUUGAAAACGUCGGUAAUGAGGAGAUUGUAGCAGAGCCGCGUACCCCGGAAGAAGAAAUUGUUACAUUACCUACAAAUACUCCCGCAGAAUCACAAGAACCGAUUUAUAUUCUUAAUGAAUCUGAACAACCUGAACUUGCCGACAUGCGAACACCAUUGGAAAUUGCGUUUGUUACAACUUUACAGAGUUUCGCACAAACUGCAGUUGUUUCACCACAGAAUAAACGUCAACAGCGAAAAUUAAAAGGACAAGAAAUUGAGGCUGCUCUGAUUGAAGAAGAGCCACAAAGUGAGGUUAUUUUAACAGAAUUGGAAACAUUGCUGAAACGACAGGAUCAAUGUAGUAUCGUUGAUUAUGUUCCGUCGGAUGAAAGCGAUUGCGAUUUGAAUGAGAGUAUUGAAAGCGUUGAUAGUUUAUCUCAGAUGGAUAUUACGAAAAUGGUGUUAGGGGAAGGUUUCGGUGCGCGAUUGGUGAGCAAUCAAGAAGAGGCAGUUGAUUUGUUACAAUUGCCGCCUGGUUACGAACAGAAACCUCUUGUAGCUGUUAGUAUUGCACCUUUGGUUGAAGAUGCAGUGAGUGAAGCAAAACCGGAACCGGAACCAAAACGUACAAUUCGUAAGAAAACAGUCGGUGCUACAUCGACACCACAUUACAAAAACGCAUCUAAGAAGAAAACAAUACAGAAACCUAUGAUAUUUCAACACAUUACAGGCGAUAGUGAUGUAACUUCACCCGUUAAAUUGAAAUUUUCUAAAACUGGUAAAGUACCUGCUCUAUCACCGGAAAAACCUGUCAAAAAGAUUAAAAAGUCAAAACAGAAAGUUAAUGGAAGUUUGGCGCAGUCUAAUGUUAGUGCUGAUGGUGAUACCGCAGAGUUUGCAGAUUUAAGUUCCAGUCAGAAUUCUCUAACAUCAUUUGAAGAUGAUAUGUCGCGUGAGUACAAACUCAAGAAUGUGCGUGUUAAUCUCAAUGCAGAAGAGACUGAUCGAAUGUCACAAAAAGGAAAAAAGUUCAAAAGAAAACAAAAGCGCAAAAGCAAAUCCGAUGAUAAUAACAGUUCCAAGGAAAAUAAUUCUAUUUCCGAAAUGGGUGCAAGUGGUUCCGCUGGUCGUCUUACAAGAAGUUUAAAAUCUCGAACAAGAACAAGUUUACCUAUUGGGUUGAAUUUGUCCAAUUCGGAGGUUGAAGUUUCCAUUUUAACCGGAGGUGAUAAAAUUGAUGAUGACGAUGUUAUUUUCACUGAUGACACCUCGCAGCAGGAACCAAUCGAUGUUGAUGCUCUGUACGAUGGGGUAAAAGAUGAAGGCAAGUCAGAAAAUGAUGAUGGUUUCUUCAAAACACCAAAUAGUUUUGAUGAGUCACAUACACAUUCGCGUAAAAAACAAAAGCGUAAUAGGACUCCAGUGACAUCUGACGAUGAUAAAAUGGCGGACUUAAAUGAAUUGAACGUCACGCCGAAGUCUGCGAAAAAAAUCCAGUUUAAAAUUAACUUUAAAAAGUUGUUGAAUCAAAGCGCGUCACCACCAAACGCAAAAAAACACAAGCAUAAGAAAUCAUCGAAAGGAAAAGAUAGACAUUUAGCAACUCCCACAUCUGAUAUUGAUUUUGAUCCAAAUAUUAAAAUUAAAGAUGAACCUUUGGAUGACUAUCAACCGAAGGUGCCGAAGAUUAUUCUCAAGUUGUCUCCUCAUACUUCACCAUCAAUUGUGCGGUCGCCAUCUUCUUCGCCAAAGAAAGCAAGUAAAUUGAAUAUGGAUGCAUUGAGUAAUACACCGCGUUCUAAAGGUAGCGAAAAGAAAAAGAGAAAUAUGUUAUCACCUUUGGCAGAAAAUUCACCAAAACGGAAAAAGUUAUCGACCAGUAAAGGAGAUAGCGUUGUUAGUGACAUUUGCGAGUUUGAAAGUGAAGAUGACGCUGAGAAAACUCAACCACUUAUUACGGAUGAUCCAGAAUUGGUUAUUAAUCUUCCACAAGAGGCGUUACCCUCUGAAAAUGCUGUACCAUCUUUUGAUGAUGUGAAGGUUAAGAUGGAAGAUGAUUUACCUGCACAUGCACAAGAUACUGAUCCACUGUUUGUUGGCGAUUUAGUUGUGGGGCGUUUGAGUACUUUUUGUUUCUGGCCGUGUAUGGUCACUGUGGAUCCAGAGAAACAGAUUUAUCGGCGGGCAGGAGGUCCUAAAAAGACUGGUGUGUCUUACCAUGUCCGAUUUUUCGGUGAUAAUGGUCGUCGAGCCUGGGUGCACAGGUGCAGCAUUUGUCGGUACGACGGUCCGGACACUUUAGAUAAGAUUUCGGCGCUAUUGAAGGAUAAGUUGACUAUGAAACCUGUCGACAUAAAAACUAUCAGACGUGAUAUUGCCGCAUGUAAAGUCGCCAACAAAAUGUUGAAAGCGUGGAAGGUAGGAAUGGCCGAGGCGGAGGCGCUAGUAAACAAGACUGUGCAGGAACGUCAUGAAUUUUUCUUCAAUAUGUUUUCCGUUGCCAAAUCCAAGCGUAAUAUGAAGCGCAAGCGGCAAAACACUGAGACAGAUAAUGAAUUUGAAGGCGCUGCUAUUAAAACGGAGACGGAAAUUGAUGGCGUCGUUGUUAAAGAUGAACCUGUGGAUAGUCCAGUUCGUAGUCCCCCUGCUAAGAAGCCGAAGAAUGAGGUUAGGAAAUCAGCUACGCCUAAAGUGACUAAAAAGGCGAAGAAAAUCGCGGUGUAUGCUUCACCGAAAGUGUCUGAGAGAAGACAAAGUACCCGUUCUAACAAGUCAACGCCAUCAUCCACAUCUCGAGCAAGUGUAGCAGAUAGUCCUAAAGAUAGUAUCAAUUUACCAACAACUUCAAGUAAUGAACAAAAACGCAGUUACGUCAUUGAAGAUCUAGAGCUGAUCAUCAAAGGUAGUUUAGUAAUGCAAGACGAAAAUAAUGACCUGAAAAAAGAUGAUGAUAGCCCGAAGAAAGCAAAAUCAAGUGUCAAAAAUGGUAAAUCAGCCGAUUUGAAACAAUCGCUCAAACUUAAAUCAGAUGCCGCAUCGGAAAUGUCUGACACAUCUUCUUCCUCUAAGUUUAGUGCGCAAUCCGCGGGUAACAAACGCGUUUUAUUCAAAGAUGUACCACGACUUCCGGUUUGCCAUGUUUGUUUUAAAUCUGCUGGGACAGUCUUGAAAUGCAAAGGUACCUGUUUUGGAUUUUAUCAUCCGACAUGCUCAGAACUAAAAACUGAAGUCAAGAAGGAGGAAGAGAAGGAACCGAAGGAACUUCCGGCUAGUUCCUCUCCAUCAACACCCAAAGACACAACAUCUAACGUAGAAAUCGUCAGCGUCAAAUCAAAAAGUAAAUAUUUCGAUGAGAACGCAGUUAAUUUAAACGACAGCGAUAUUGUAACCGAUUUGGAUCUUAUUGAUCAACUUGAUAAUAAACUGAGUAAAGUUAUGGCACCGAUCGCGGCCACUACAAACUACAACAAUUCAACAACGGAUGAUGCCGUCUCGGAGGAUGAAAAACCCGAAGUAAUUGAGCCAGUAAGUGAGGUUAAAACAGCAGACUCUCAACCUGCGGAGCCACCACCCACAAUACACGAUGACUUCAUGUGCAUCGCUUGUAAACAUGAUGUUGAACCGCCAUGUUUCUCAUGUGGGAGCACUGUCUAUCUACAAAAACACAUUGAUCGAUUUAAGUGUUCUGUGAAUGGCUGCGGGAAAUAUUUUCACAAAGAGUGUCUCAAGUGUUGGCCGCAAGCUAUAAUCAGCAACGAUGAAGCGUUUAAUUUCAAGUGUCCGAUGCACAAUUGUCAAACUUGUACUUCCGAAAACCCGCAUGCGUGUACAACGCUGUUACCGAUGAGUAAAACUAUAAGAUGCGUCAAGUGCCCGGCUACAUAUCACGUCAAUUCAUUCUGUAUACCGGCCGGCACCGAGAUUUUAAGUCAAACGCAAAUAAUUUGCCCACGCCAUGUUCAUCACAAGAUAAAACGGUAUACGAUCAAUUCCAACUGGUGCUUUAUCUGCUCAAAAGGUGGAAAUUUAAUGUGUUGUGAGACUUGCCCAACAUCAGUACACUCUGAAUGUAUAACGAUUAAUUUCCGCGCUGAUGACACUUUCGUUUGUGAAGAUUGUGAAUCGGGCAGAUUACCGUUGUAUGAUGAAAUUGUUUGGGCGAAGUAUGGACAUUUCCGAUGGUGGCCUGCGGUGAUACUUUUCCCCGAAGAUAUUCCCGAAAAUGUCAAAAAUUUCCCACAUAAAAGUGGCGAGUUUGUUGUUCGGUUUUACGGAACACACGAUCACUAUUGGUUUGCGCUUGGGAGAGUAUUUCUUUUUCAAGAAGAUGAUAGAAGUGAUAUUGGGGAUACUACGAAUAAGAAAGACGUCAGUUUUCAAAAGGCUGUUGAAGAGGCUAAAACGGCACUUGUGGUUCGCAAACAGUUAAAACUACAACGGGAUUUAGCACUGAGAAAAACAGAAAAACCACCGCCAUAUAUAAGAAUACGAAUAAAUCGACCCGUGAAGAAUGUAAAACCAAGCGAUUUAAAUGUAAGCAAUACCAACGCUUGCAACUGCCGAGAGUAUAUGCCCAAUCCAUGUGGAGCGAAUUCUGAUUGUCUUAAUAGACUCUUACUCACCGAAUGUGAUCCGGAUGUGUGUCCUGCAAAGACAAAAUGUCAGAAUCAACGCUUUGAUAAGCGAUUGUAUCCGCCAUUGAUGCCUUACAAGACAGCGAGUAGAGGCUGGGGAUUAAAAUCAUCCGAACCACUGGUAAAAGGGCAAUUUGUUAUCGAAUACGUGGGUGAGCUAAUAGACCAAGAAGAGUAUCACAGGCGUAUUGGAAAUAUGAACAAACAGAAAGCAGAGAAUUACUACUUUUUGAGUUUGGAUUAUAAUAGGACAAUUGAUGCGGGGCCAAAAGGAAAUGUCGCGCGGUUUAUGAACCAUUCGUGUAAACCCAAUUGUGAGACACAGAAAUGGACCGUGAGAGGGGAUACACGCGUAGGACUGUUUGCAUGCUGCGAUAUUCCGGCGAAUGAAGAGUUGACUUUCAACUACAACCUAGCGACGAUUGGUGAUCGAAAGGAGGAGUGUCGAUGUGGGGCUGACAAUUGUUCAGGGUUUUUAGGUGUUAAGAUUAAGGAACCAGCAAAAAUCGAGAAGAAUCCGAAGAAAAUCAAAAAGAAAGCGAAAAAAGUUGCACCUGUGAAGAAAAUUGUACCAGAAGAACAAGCUGUGCCAUGUUUUCUAUGCGGCAAGAUGGAGGUCGACAUAAUCUGCACGAUGAAGAUCUGCGGCAUGGGUUACCAUCUCAAAUGUUUAGAAUUAUUCGCAAAACCUGAAGACGAAUUAUUUUCAUCUGCAGCUAAAAAAUGGAUGUGUCCGAGGCACUAUUGCAACGUGUGCACGAAGCGAACGAUCCGAAGUUGUUUCGAAUGUUUAGAGUCGUAUUGCCCGAUGCAUUCGACCGGAACGAUAAAGUAUCACAAACUCAUGGGCUACGUUUGCAAUACACACAAUCCCGAUAUUAUCUCAGAUGCUGCCGCGGCGUUGCCGUCAAUUUCAAAUCUGCCUCCAACGCCCACCAAAAUGGACGUCUUGUAGCGUUGGUGGAAAAAGCGUCGUCGAUUUUAUUUAUCAAACUCAUGAACCGCAUGAAUAGCGUGUAGUGUUUUCGAUGGGAGCUGAUUUUAAGUUUGUACAUAUUCGUAAGUUAUCUAAAUAGUAUUGAUAUAGUCAUUUCUCAAGAUAAGAUUAAUUUUCCGCGAGUACAAAGUUAAUUGAUUUAUUAUAUUUUAUUAUUAGCAUUCAUUUUAUCACGCGGACGUUAUGAAUCUCGUUGUAUUGGCGAGGUGGGUAUUGUUUUAGUCACACGCACGGUGUGAGAAAUAAAUUUUGAACUUGUAAAUUUCUAUAUAAA